Zychaea mexicana is the source of this 1842-nucleotide messenger RNA. RefSeq names its product YjeF N-terminal domain-containing protein. Gene Ontology annotation, cellular component: P-body. Bases 214 to 1842 code for a protein of 542 amino acids. Gene Ontology annotation, molecular function: mRNA binding. Gene Ontology annotation, biological process: deadenylation-independent decapping of nuclear-transcribed mRNA; P-body assembly. The record is from RefSeq and is a predicted model, not a curated record. NCBI's taxonomy places the organism in Eukaryota, Fungi, Mucoromycota, Mucoromycetes, Mucorales, Lichtheimiaceae. The transcript has 9 exons.
ACUCGUUUCUUCUUUUUCAUUAUUUUGUUUCGAUCGACAUCCCCUCUGCCCCCCAUCAACAACCACACACACACACACACUCGUCUACGCAUAUCACUCAUAACCACACGCAUACAACUACUAAACCACCCGCUCUAUUUAUUACGCAUUCCAACGACUCAGACUCAAUAAGCACACACACCCAAAAAAAGAAAAACUCGACAUAAGAAUAACAUGGCAGAAGCUUUUCUUGGACUUGUUAUUGCAGUACAAUUGCAUUCUGGCUUAAAGCUCAGUGGCACUGUGGCACAUAUCGAACCUGCCUCUCAACAGAUGACUCUUAAAGAUGUGGAACUUGAGUUUCCCGGGCAACCUCCUCAUUUCACUUCGGUUUAUGGCGUUAAUGGAAACGAGAUUGUUGAUUUGCAAGUUAUUCAGAAAAAAACAGCCGACAAGAGAAAGACAGCAACAAGUACGACGACCACCGCAACAGCAAAAACAACCACCACCAUCGUGCCAAAGACGUCCAAGAGCUGCAAUGUACAAAGCACAGUCAGCAGUAGUCGAAAGAAGACAGUCGAAAAGAAAAGCAGUAAUGAUCGAGUGAAGAGUAUCCAGCAUAAAAAGAAUAAUAUGCCAGUCAAGUCCUUAUCUUCUUGCCGAAAACAGCAACAACAGCAACAGCAACAGCAGCAACGCAUACCAGGAAUAACGCCCAAAGAAAAUGGAUGGGCAAAUGAAGAUGUGAAUGGGUUCAGAGAAAAGGAGUUUGAUUUCCAAGCAAACUUGGACAUGUUUGAUAAGGCAAAGGUGUUUGCAGAGAUACGUGAGCUGGAUGACACCACGUCAGAUACGCUGUUGGUGACACUGAAUCGCCUUCCACAGAAGCAACAGCCUCCUCGGAAAAAUUUGUUGCCCACCGAGAAUGUGUUGGAUGACGAAAGCGAAGCCGAUGAAAGCAUCGGAGAUGAGAGUGAUACAGAAUCACGGACCACGUCGGACGAAAGCACACGAGGCCGUCGUCGGCAUAAAAAAAGAACCGUCGUUGUCGCGUCCACCACGCCUUCGCCUGUGCCAUCAAGCAGCAGGCUACGCACCUUGGAUAGUCAUAUCGACUGUGUCGUCGUGUCGCCGUUACAGAUGGCCCACGCUGAACAUGAAUGUGUGAAAAUGACAGGCCCUUCAGAAGAUCAGCUUAUAGAGAAUGGUGGUCGAUGUAUCAGCUUGAAGGCACUCCAGAUUCUCGAUAUUCGGCGGAGAAAGGACGACCAAGUAGUACCUGUGGUCAUCGUCUUGGCAGGUAACAAUAAGAUUGGUGCGAACGGUUUAUCUGCUGCGCGGCAUUUAAUCAACCGUGGGUAUCACGUUGCCGUUUGCAUGAAUGAGGAACGAACAGCAUUGUGUGACACGGUUGCACAGCAACAAACCAUGAUUGAGCAAGCUGGUGGCAAGCUUAUUAACGAUCCAAAAGUACUACAACACUGGACGGCUGAUCUAAUUAUCGAUGCCAUGACCGGUACUCAGCAAUUCAAAAGCGAUGGUGAUGACGAUGACGACGGGGAAGAGGCGGGUGGCAAUCAAGCGCUGCGUGAAAUGAUCCAUUGGGCAUCUGAACAAGCAACACCGGUUCUGAGCAUUGAUUUCCCUAGUGCAGUAGGAGACCCUCACACCGACGCCAUCCAUCCUCAGUGGACCGUAUGCUUGGGAGCACCCAAGUCUGGAUGUGUUUCGCAGGAUGUGACUGGAGAAUUGUACAUGGCGGAUAUCGGUAUUCCCAAGAUAUGUUGGAAACGAGCAGGUGUCAAGGGGUGGACCGCACCGUGGGGUGCCGAUUUCCUGGUCGCUUUAGAGUAUGUAAUAUAA